AUGGAGAACUCUCUCUUUCUAACCAUUUCUUCAUUUCUUUUUGUUAUCCAUUUUGUUCCGUUGUCAGCCUCAACUCUAUCAUACCUGAGCUUCCUUCAGUGCUUAUCCGAACAUUCACGUCCAUCUGACCACAUACUGUCAAGAGUGUACACUCCAAACAACUCCUCAUAUAAGUCUGUGCUACAACACUAUAUCAGAAACCAGAGGUUCAAUAGAUCAACCACUCCAAAACCCGACAUUAUUUUCACUCCGUUGCAAGAAUCCCAUGUUCAGGUUGCUGUCACUUGCUGCAGGAAAACUGACAAGUACCUAAAGAUCCGAAGUGGAGGCCAUGACUACGAAGGCAUUUCUUAUGUCUCCAACAUCAGUUUUGUUCUUCUUGACAUGUCUAACCUGCAUUCAAUUGAUGUAGAUAUCCAAAAUGAAACUGCUUGGGUCCAAGCUGGUGCACUUCUAGGCGAACUUUACUACAGAAUUUGGGAGAAAAGCAAAGUUCAUGCCUUCCCAGCUGGUGUUUGCCCAACUGUUGGUGUUGGUGGACACAUAACUGGAGGAGGAUACGGUAACCUGUUAAGAAAAUAUGGACUGUCAGUGGACAAUUUAGUUGAUGCACGCAUAGUGGAUGUUCACGGUAGAAUUCUUAACAGAGAAUCAAUGGGAGAAGACCUGUUUUGGGCGAUCAGAGGUGGGGGUGGUGCUAGCUUUGGAGUGAUAUCGGCCUACAAACUUAGAUUGGUAAAAGUUCCUGAUGUUGUUACUGUUUUCCGGGUAGUGAGGACCCUCGAAGAAAAUGCAAUUGACAUUGUUUACUGGUGGCAAUUCAUUGCAGAGAAAAUAGAUAGCAAUCUCUUUAUAAGGUUAGCUCUAAAACCUAUUGAUGAGAAGCAAAAAGGAACUAAGACAAUUACAGCAACAUUUGUAUCAUUAUUUCUUGGAGAUUCCAAAGAACUUCUAUCCAUCAUGAAUAGGGAUUUUCCUCAAUUGGGUUUACAUAUCGAGGAUUGCAAGGAAAUGAGUUGGAUAGAGUCUGCACUUUUCUGGGCAAGUUUCCCUAAUGGAACACUGCCUGAUGUUUUGCUCAACCGAAAACCUGGAGCGAAGUUUCUGAAGCGCAAGUCAGACUAUUUGCAGAAACCCAUUCCCAAGGAUGAGCUAAAAUCUCUAUUAGAUAAAAUGAUUGAAUUAGGAGACACAGAAUUAGUAUUCAAUCAAUAUGGUGGAAGGAUGAGUGAGAUACCAGAAUGGGGAACUCCAUUUCCUCACAGAGCAGGCAAUAUAUUUAAAAUCCAGUAUGCAGCAAACUGGGGAAAAGAAGGAAACGAAGCAGAGAACUUCUAUUUGAACCAGACCAGAGUAUUGUACAACUACAUGACUCCUUUUGUGUCAAAAUCCCCAAGAUGUGCAUAUUUAAAUUAUAGAGACCUUGACAUAGGGGUCAACCAUAAUGGAAACAAUCGCUACAUUGAAGGUCGUGUUUAUGGAUUGAAGUAUUUCAAGGAUAAUUUUAAUAAAUUGGUCCAAGUCAAGACUUUUGUUGAUCCAGAUAACUUCUUCUGGAACGAACAGAGCAUCCCUCCUUUAGCAGCAUAAAGUACUCUGUGCAACCUUGAGGUAUCAGUAUUUCCACAAAGUUUCCUGUGAAAAGAUUAGUUUGAGAGACAACCUUCUGUAUAAUAUGUAUUUGCAACUUCCUUUUAUGCUGAAUCAAGUCUGUUUCAAGGGACUAAGAAAAGCAAAUAACACACACCUUUCUCAGUUCUCAUACAUCUUAAUAAGCCUCAAAUAGAAUAUGUAUUUCUCUUUUCCCUUUCCUUUGGAGGGAGGUGGGUUUAUAGACAGAGGUGUAAGUUUUUCCUAGUCCUAAUUACCUAUUUUCCAAUCAAAGGUUUUAAACAUCCCGCACUCUAGAUAAGAACCUCCGUCAAAAAAGAAACUACAUCAAAAUCUAACGCAUCCAAAGACAAACUUCAUAAAAGUUUGUAGCUCUGGCUCAUAAGUAUAAUGCAGGAACUCAAGUGUGAUUAAGCUGUAUCGUGCAACUAGUUUCCUAGAAUGUAGUUGUGUAACUGACUGUAAACCUACACGCCCACUUUAGUUCAUUAACUAAAGAACUAAUAUCUAAAUUGUAUAAUCCAUAAAUUACUCAAAAAUAAUCUAAACUUCGAAACUGUUCACCUGUCUCCUUUUUUUACGAGUAAAGUUUCGUUAAUAAAACAUUACCAAGAAGGUAUCUGAGGGAAAAUUAUUCAACUUGACAUAUAAUCGCUUGGGAGUUAGCAGCAACUAAUCACUGAGUAGAGCUUAAAUCUAAGGACCUCCAUUUCAGGAGAGAGCAUAUUGGUCAAAAUGAAUUUUGCUAUGAAAUUUCAGCUCAUACUAUUGGUUGGAUAUGAAAAUAUAUAUAUAUAUAUAUAUAUAUAUAUACACAUACUAGCUUAUUGGAUGUUUGGACUACAUUUUCAACAAUGAUUUUGACAAAGAAUAGCAGGAAUUUAACAUGUAUAAGUCUGAGGACCUGUUCAACCUGAUGGGAAAGAAUAAAAGGGCACAAAGAGAAUCACCAAUAUGUUUUUUACCAUAUUUGCCUAGCUCUGAAAGAAAUUAGAUCAGCUUUGUAUGGAAUGCAAGAGAAAACUGAAUAUAGGUGCAUUUCAUGGAGAUAUUAAAACCAUUAAACAUUGAUGUGAAUCUCUAUACAUGUUCCUGUUGAAAUUUGUUGUGAGACUGAGACAACAGGUUUCCUUGCUCCAACAUAUAAGCUGUAUGAGUAUUAGU
Molecule: messenger RNA, 2775 nt
Organism: Solanum lycopersicum (tomato)
Lineage: Eukaryota; Viridiplantae; Streptophyta; Magnoliopsida; Solanales; Solanaceae
Product: berberine bridge enzyme-like 21
Molecular function (GO): FAD binding; oxidoreductase activity
Source: RefSeq, a predicted model, not a curated record